UAAUUUCCUUUACCAUAGAGGAAGUGGGUUAAUAAAGCAAUCAAGAAGAGUGGCAUCAUAGAUCAUAGAUUUCCCAGAGAAUUAACUGGCAGAAUAAUUCCAUGCAUAAUCCGGCUCUAAGAGUGUUCUCCAGGGACUUGUGUCACGUACUAAGAAGCCAUAUUUGCUGAAUCAAGUCUCCAUAAAAGGUGAGGAGGGGUCUUAUAUGACCCCUUUAGUUAGGUUAUUGUGCUACUGCAUGUGGAACAGGCAGUACUUUAUCUUUCUUAUGAAUCAGUUCUACCAGAUCUUUCUUGAAGGAGCACUAUUGUUGUGAUACAAAUCAAAAAUGGACCACUCAUCAGCUUUCACAUCGGCUGCCACAAUCUCCCAGGGGUCAGUAAAUGAUGAGAUCAUGCCAAGGAUAGGUUACACCAUUCUAGCCAUCAUUAUUGGUUUCUUCUCGGUUUCUGGUGUCAUCUUGAACGUGCUGGUGAUUGUUGUGACGUUGAGACACAAACAGCUUCGUCAGCCGCUGAACUACGCUUUGGUAAACCUGGCAGUGGCAGAUUUGGGCUGUGCUAUGUUUGGAGGAAUGCCAACCGUGAUCACCAAUGCCAUGGGCUACUUCAGUCUGGGCAGGGUGGGAUGUGUCCUAGAGGGCUUUGCAGUUGCUUUCUUUGGCAUUGCCGCUUUGUGCUCGGUUGCCAUCAUCGCCAUUGACCGCUACAUGGUGGUUUGCAGACCCAUGGGCACAGUCAUGUUCCAGACCAGGCAUGCAGUGACAGGAGUGGUCUUCUCCUGGGUUUGGUCUUUUGUGUGGAACACGCCUCCACUGUUCGGAUGGGGAAGCUACCAGCUGGAAGGUGUGAUGACCUCCUGCGCUCCUGAUUGGUACAGCAGAGAUCCAGUCAACGUCUCUUUCAUCAUGUGCUACUUCAUGCUGUGUUUCGCCCUGCCUUUUAUGACCAUCGUCUUCUCCUACUCACGCCUCCUGUGGACCCUACGACAGGUAGCCAAACUGCAAAUGGCAGAAAGUGGAAGCACUGCUAAGGCUGAAAUGCAGGUGGUACGUAUGGUGGUUGUGAUGGUCCUGGCCUUCCUGCUCACAUGGUUGCCCUAUGCUUCUUUUGCCCUCGCUGUGAUCUUUAAUGCGGACCUUUACAUUGACCCACUGAUUGCCACGGUUCCCAUGUAUCUGGCCAAAAGCAGCACCAUCUUCAACCCUAUUAUCUACAUCUUCAUGAACAGACAGUUCAGGGACUGUGCCGUGCCAUAUCUCUUCUGUGGGAGAAACCCCUGGGCAGCCAAACCUGGAGAGUCUGAGGUGGAAACGACAAUGACUUCAAUCAGCAAGAGCAACAAGAUUUCACCAUCGUCUCCAGCCUCUGACACACAGCCUUCUACCACAUAAACACACAGUGGUGUAACAGGUCCAGACUGGAGCCAAAUCCCCGUACAAUGUCACUUCUCCACUGCUGUUAAAAAGGAUUUCAGGGUUGUUCAAUUCCACACUUAAUUAACUUUUAUUAAUGACUCUGCUGAGCGCUUUGCUCCCUUGAUAGCUUCACUGGAAUUUUGUUCGUCUAAAUCCCUCAAAGAAGAAAGCUAAUUUUGUAAGCCCCGCUCGUGUCAUAUCAGGAAUUAGUGAGUAUAAAGAGCAGUUGUGUUCCUCUGUUGUCUGUUUGUUUGGAAGAAUAAAGAAAGCGUUUGCACUUAAA
Messenger RNA from Astyanax mexicanus (Mexican tetra), 1700 nucleotides. RefSeq names its product parapinopsin a (gene parapinopsina). Gene Ontology annotation, molecular function: G protein-coupled receptor activity. Gene Ontology annotation, biological process: visual perception; G protein-coupled receptor signaling pathway. The transcript is spliced from 4 exons. Gene Ontology annotation, cellular component: membrane; photoreceptor outer segment. The record is from RefSeq and is a predicted model, not a curated record. Bases 329 to 1393 code for a protein of 354 amino acids. Lineage: Eukaryota; Metazoa; Chordata; Actinopteri; Characiformes; Acestrorhamphidae.